This is a messenger RNA of Belonocnema kinseyi, 1370 nucleotides long. Its product is annotated as RIB43A-like with coiled-coils protein 2. Lineage: Eukaryota; Metazoa; Arthropoda; Insecta; Hymenoptera; Cynipidae. The coding region runs from base 228 to 1370 and encodes 380 amino acids. The transcript has 7 exons. The record is from RefSeq and is a predicted model, not a curated record.
UUGUCAUACCAGGUGUUUUGAGCCGAAGCUUUAAUUGUGCUUCCUACCUGAAAAGCAAAACUAACGUGUCAUAGCAACGAGGCCUUCACCCCUAAUAUCCAUUGCUUACUCGUUUCGAUUUUCAAGCAUUGUCGUUGUUCUCGUGAGGUUUCAGUGUCAUAGGAUGAAAUUGCAAGCAAGCUUCUUUUUUAUAACCUAGAAACUCAUCCUUUUAUUUACACAAAAGAAUGCUUAAAUUCCAACUCGCCACGGCGGCUGACCUUAAGGUCGCUGCAGCCGUUGAAAGAAGAAGACAAAUUGAAGAAGCUCGAAAAUCGCGAAUCUUCAAUCCUCGGACACGAAAAAUAGGGGUGGACAAAGAAUUUUUGGAUAAACAAAUAGAAGAAAAGAAACACCAGCGUGAUGUCGAAAAGGCGAAAGAGCUUCAAAUGGACGAGGCUCUUGUACGCAAUAGCAAGCUUGCAAUAUUGUUGGAAAGAAGAGAAGAAGAGGAAAAGAAGAAAAUCUUGAAGGAAAUCAAUGCGUAUCGCCAAUUUUAUCAGCGUCCAGAAGAUCGACGUGAUUAUGAUCUCUAUGAUCCAGAAGGUUUAAAAAAAACUUUACAAGCAACUUUGGAGUGUGGUGAUCCCAAGUUUGGAUCUUCUUCGCAGGUAUUCCAAGGGGAAGAUUGCAAAAUGCAGGAACGUCUGAAAGAACAAAAGGAACAAAUGCAAUCUUGGGUAAUGCAACAAAUAAGCGAACGUCGUGCAGCUGAAAAGGAGCGUCGCGACGCCGAAAAAGCUUAUCAAGAAGCAGUGGUGGCUAGAGAUAAGCGUGCAAUUUCUCUUGAACACAUGGAACAAGAUUGUCGAAGAAGACUGAAUGAGGCUACUGCCAGAUUCAAUAGGGCUCUUGCGGAUGAACAAGAAUAUCGAAGGCGAUGUGAGGAAAUCCAGGAUGAAGAGGAUAAUCGAGCUGAAAUUUACAAUCAUGUUACUGGUGAUUUCCUCACAGAAGCUAAAGAACAAGCCGAAAGUAAUCGUGGCCCCAACAAGCCUCUGGCCUCGAGAUACAAGGGCAUGACCUCCGAAGAACUUAAGGCAUACCGAGAGGAACAAUUGCGGCAAAUGGAGGACAUCCAGAAAUUAAAAAUGGAAGAGAAACAAAAAAAUGUGGAUUGGAAUCGACUUAUGGCCGGAAAUGCUUACGCUGCAGAAACCUAUCAUCGCGAAUUGGAACGAAAAAAAGCGCAACUGAAUAAGCAAAUUGCUGAAGAAAACCUGCGACUUGCCGAACAACAGAAAUCUCAACAAGAAUAUUUGAAUCGAGUUAUUUACAAAAAUAGACCCAGUCGGGAAUUUUUCGAACAAUUUAACAAAGGCACGCGCUAA